This is a messenger RNA of Enterobius vermicularis (human pinworm), 1383 nucleotides long. The record is from the annotation of a GenBank genome assembly. Lineage: Eukaryota; Metazoa; Nematoda; Chromadorea; Rhabditida; Oxyuridae.
AUGAUUCCGCCUGCUUGUGCAACAUCGUCCUCAGGUGUAUUACAUAGGAAGGAUUUGCUGGAAAAACGAAGCAAGUAUAUCGGGAACAAAUGCGAAAUUUUUUACAAAACUAAUCCACUCGUGGUUACUAAAGCAUACAUGCAGUAUUUGUACGAUGAAAACAGCAAUUGUUUCAUUGAUUGUAACAGCAACGUUCAACACGUCGGUCAUUGUAAUCCAACAGUAAAUAGUGCCAUUAAUGAGCAGUUAUCAUUGUCAUCUUGCAAUAUACGGCUGGUCAGUUCAAAACUUACUGAGUGUGCAGAAAAACUGUUGGAAACCUUACCCGGGCUUGAAACAGUCUUUUUCUGUAAUUCUGGUUCCGAAGCCAACGAUUUAGCGUUACAGUUGGCCCGAGACUACACAAAGAACACCGAUGCGAUUGUGCUGGAACAUGCUUAUCACGGUCAUGUGACAUCAACGAUGCAGUUAAGCCCCUACAAAUUUGAACACGGCGGUUCAAUCACAAAACCUGAAUGGGUUCAUGUUGCUCCAUGCCCAGACGUUUAUCGAGGGAAGUACCGCUUAACUGAUGAGCAACUAAACAAUGAAGAAGCCAAAACUGCAGUGGGCAAAAAGUACUCCAGUGAGGUCGAACAAAUCAUUCAACAGGCCACGUCAAAAAACAGAAAAAUUGCGGCUUAUUUUGCUGAAGCGCUGCAAUCUUGUGGUGGUCAAGUACUGCCUCCAGCCCACUACUUUUCAGAUGUAGCAGGGUACGUCAGAAGCGCUGGCGGUCUAGUGGUGAUAGACGAAGUGCAAACAGGAUUUGGACGAGUUGGCCAAACUUUCUGGGCUUACCAGAUGUAUAAUGAUGAUUUUACACCCGACAUCAUCACCAUGGGUAAACCAAUGGGCAAUGGCUUCCCAGUAUCUGCAGUCGUGACACGCAAAGAAAUUGCUAACGCACUUGGGGGUCAAGUUGAUUACUUUAACACGUAUGGAGGAAACCCAGUAGCCUGUGCUGCAGUUCUUGGGGUCCUAGAAGUUCUGAAGAACAACAAUUUGCUAGAGCAUUCGCAACGAAUGGGUGAACUUUUCAAAGUAGAACUGAAUAAGCUGAAGCAAAAACACUGUGCAAUUGGGGAUGUAAGAGGUACCGGCAUGUUUUGGGGCAUAGAUCUUGUCAAGGACCGGAAAACAAGAGAACCCAAUGCAAAACUAGCAUUAAAAUUAGUAAUGAAGAUGAGACAAGAAUAUGGAAUUCUCAUAAAUUGCGAUGGCCCAUACAAAAAUAUCUUGAAAAUAAAGCCCCCUAUGGUUUUUAACGAAGAAAAUUUGGAGACGAUUGUGUCUGCUAUCGACAAAGCAUUAACAAAUUUACCAACAGUUACCGGUCUUUGA